AUGACAAGUAAUCCAAAGCAUUUGAAAGCAGAUUCGGAAUGUCCACCCUUGAAAGAAAAUCAGUUACGAUUAUACUCAAUGCGCUUUUGUCCAUUCGUCCGGCGAGCUAAACUUGUUCUGGCUGCCAAAAAUAUUGAUUUCGAAGAAGUACGUAUUAAUCUCGGAGAUCAACCUGAUUGGUAUUUGAAAAAGAAUCCAGCUGGUGAAGUUCCAUUGUUAGAAUGGAUCGAUAAGGAUUCAAAAGAAAUACGUUCAAUUCCCGAAUCAUUGGUGAUUUGUGAUUACCUGGACGAAUUAUAUCCACAAAAUCGUCUUCACCCAACUGAUCCGUAUCUUAAAGCACGACACCAAAUACUCACUAGUCGUUUUUCCAACGUAUAUUCAGAGUUUUACAAAGUAUUCGGAGAAUCCAAUGCCAAGAAUAUCGAAGAAUUGAAUCAGAGCCUCUCUGUUUAUGAACAACUACUUCAAAACAAAUUCUUCGGUGGAACAAAACCCGCAAUGAUAGAUUAUAUGAUUUGGCCAUGGUUCGAACUGAUGUCCAAUUUGACUGGUUAUGUCCUUAACGCUGAUGGAAAAUUACCGAAAUUAGCAGCUUGGGUCAAAGUCAUGGAUGCAGAUGAAGCCGUUCGAAAGCAUCGAGUACCUGAUGAAACCAUCAAGAAAUUUAUUGCUAGUCGACGAGCAGGCAAACCAGAUUUUGACGUUGAAUAG
Messenger RNA from Adineta ricciae, 714 nucleotides. NCBI's taxonomy places the organism in Eukaryota, Metazoa, Rotifera, Eurotatoria, Adinetida, Adinetidae. The record is from the annotation of a GenBank genome assembly.